CACUUCUUGUUUCCAGUGGAAAAACAUAUGCCCCCCCAAAAAAAAAUUAUAAAACAAAAAAUCAUCAAGAAAAAAAAGAAGUAGAGACAGAAAGUGUGUCACCUUUCUUUCGAACCAUAGUCUUCAAUGGCGGCCUCUGUCCAAAACCGACAGUUCAGUCGCCUCGACCAGAGUCUAUCCGGCGUUCCUCACACCUUUAAACCCGGUCCGAAUCACCGCUCCGACUCCUCCGUCCGAGCCUAUAGCUUUCCUUAUACUCCUGAAAUUAGCCGACCCAUUAAACCGGUAGCUUUCGAGGAUUCCUCGUCCGAAGAUGAGGCUGAGAAUGAUUAUGACAACGCAUUAAACAAAGAAAAAAUGGAAUCUGAACCGUUGGUUUUCGACUCGAGAGACGAAGGAACCGCCGAUAAUUGGGUGGAGCGAAACCCGUCGAUGAUCCGACUCACCGGGAAGCACCCUUUCAACUCGGAACCUCCCCUGACCCGACUCAUGCACCACGGCUUCAUCACCCCCGUCCCGCUCCACUACGUCCGGAACCACGGCCCGGUCCCGAAAGGAACCUGGGAAGACUGGACCGUUGAGGUCACCGGUCUAGUCAAGCACCCGACCCGGUUCACCAUGGACCAGCUGGUCACCGAGUUCCCGAGCCGCGAGUUCCCAGUCAGUCUCGUCUGCGCCGGUAACCGCCGCAAAGAACAAAACAUGGUGAAGAAAACCAUCGGGUUCAACUGGGGCGCCGCCGGAGUGUCGACUUCGGUGUGGCGCGGCGUACCGUUGCGGUGUGUCCUGAAGCGGUGCGGCAUCCUCAGCCGUAAAAAGGGAGCACUAAACGUGUGUUUCGAGGGUGCCGAGGAUCUCCCCGGCGGCGGUGGGUCUAAGUACGGCACGAGCCUGAAGAAAGAGUUCGCCAUGGAUGCAUCGCGGGACAUCAUAUUAGCGUACAUGCAAAACGGUGAUCGUUUAUCACCAGAUCAUGGGUUCCCAAUACGAAUGAUCAUACCGGGUUUCAUAGGAGGUCGUAUGGUAAAAUGGCUAAAGCGUAUCAUAGUAACAACUCAGGAAUCAAACAGUUAUUACCAUUUCAAAGACAACCGAGUCCUUCCCUCCCACGUGGAUGCCGAACUUGCCAACUCCGAGGCUUGGUGGUACAAGCCUGAGUACAUCAUCAAUGAGCUGAAUAUUAACUCAGUAAUCACCACACCUUGUCAUCAGGAGAUAUUGCCGAUCAACACGUGGACCACCCAGAGGCCAUACACGUUAAGAGGCUACGCAUAUUCCGGAGGAGGGAAGAAAGUGACGCGUGUAGAGGUGACGAUGGAUGGAGGGGAGACGUGGCACGUGUGUGAGGUGGAGCAUAAAGAGAAGCCCAAUAAGUAUGGCAAAUAUUGGUGUUGGUGCUUUUGGUCCCUGGAGUGGAGGUCCUGAUCGGUUGCAGCCAAGGAGAUCGCGGUCCGAGCCUGGGACGAGACUCUCAACACUCAACCCGAGAAUCUCAUCUGGAACCUCAUGGGAAUGAUGAACAAUUGCUGGUUCCGAGUAAAGACGAAUGUGUGCAAGCCACACAAGGCCGAGAUCGGAAUCAUGUUCGACCACCCAACUCAGCCCGGAAACCAGUCCGGUGGCUGGAUGACUCGGCAGAGUCACCUCGAGAACUCAUCCGAGUCUACCCAAACCCUAAACAAGAACCUCUCUUCACCCUUCACAAACACCACCUCAAAUCUCUACUCAAUGUCCGAAGUCAAAAACCACAACACGGCCGACUCAACAUGGAUCGUCGUCCACGGCCACGUCUACGACUGCACUCGGUUCCUCCUCGACCACCCCGGCGGCGCCGACAGCAUUCUCAUCAACGCUGGAACCGACUGCACCGAAGAGUUCGAUGCUAUCCACUCCGACAACGCCAAGAAACUCCUCGAGGACUACCGAAUCGGAGAGUUGAACAUGACCCAGUUCGAUCCGAUCAAAGAAGUUCCUCGAUCGAGAACCAUUGCCCUCGUUCCACGGGAAAAAAUUCCAUGCACGCUAGUGGAAAAGACUUCGAUUUCUCAUGACGUCAAAAAGUUUAAAUUUUCAUUGCCAUGUGAAGAACAAGCGCUGGGAUUGCCUGUGGGGAAGCAUAUUUUCUUGUGUGUAACCAUUGAUGGUAAGCUAUGCAUGCGAGCCUACACGCCGACGAGCUCGGUUGACGAGGUGGGUUAUUUUGAGCUUGUGGUGAAGAUUUACUUGAAGGGUUCGAACCCUAAGUUCCCUAAUGGUGGACUCAUGACUCAGUACUUGGACUCAGUCCCAUUAGGGUCUGUGAUAGAAGUGAAGGGUCCAUUAGGGCACAUUGAGUAUACAGGAAUGGGAAGUUUCACUGUGCAUGGCAAACACAAGUUUGGUAAGAGGUUGGCUAUGAUCGCGGGUGGGACGGGCAUAACACCGAUAUAUCAGGUGAUUCAGGCAAUCUUGAAGAAUCAGAAUGAUGAUACAGAGAUGUAUUUGGUGUAUGCGAAUCGGACGGAGGAGGAUAUAUUGCUGAGGGAUGAGCUUGAUGCUUGGGCUGACAAGUGUGAUAGGUUGAAAGUGUGGUAUGUGGUGGGAAAGACAGUGAGGGAAGCGUGGAGAUAUAGUGUGGGGGCCAUCACCGAGAGUAUCCUGAGGGAGCACAUCCCUGGUCCGUCCGAUGAGACGCUGGCAUUGGCGUGUGGGCCACCGCCGAUGAUUCAGUUCGCCGUGCAGCCUAGUUUGGUGAAGAUAGGAUAUGAUAUCAAGAAUUCUUUGUUGGUGUUUUGAAAAAGCCAAGAACCGAAAUCUUCAUACAUAAUUCAAUGAUGGAGACUAAGAAAGAAUUUGAUGACAGAAGAUAUUAAGGUCUAAUAUUUCUUUGUUAUCUCAUAUAUUAAGUAUAUGUGUUUUAUUUCUCUUUGGUA
This is a messenger RNA of Camellia sinensis, 2912 nucleotides long. Its product is annotated as nitrate reductase [NADH]. Lineage: Eukaryota; Viridiplantae; Streptophyta; Magnoliopsida; Ericales; Theaceae. Gene Ontology annotation, molecular function: nitrate reductase (NADPH) activity; molybdopterin cofactor binding; sulfite oxidase activity. Gene Ontology annotation, biological process: sulfur compound metabolic process; nitric oxide biosynthetic process; nitrate assimilation. The record is from RefSeq and is a predicted model, not a curated record.